Messenger RNA from Ochlerotatus camptorhynchus, 1455 nucleotides. RefSeq names its product glucose-fructose oxidoreductase domain-containing protein 1. The record is from RefSeq and is a predicted model, not a curated record. The transcript is spliced from 2 exons. Lineage: Eukaryota; Metazoa; Arthropoda; Insecta; Diptera; Culicidae. Gene Ontology annotation, molecular function: nucleotide binding. Bases 59 to 1240 code for a protein of 393 amino acids.
AUUUUAGAUCGUAUAACCCGCGUGUGCCGCUCUUAGCUGGUAUAGUGUCCCGUUCGCAAUGCUACCGGGAAUCGGGAUGUUUGGUACCGGUGAGAUCACCCGCGUGCUGGUACCGAUCCUUCGAGAUAAGGGUUUCAACAUUGCAGCUAUCUGGGGUCGCACCCUGCGAGAGGCCGAGGAAGCUGCCUUGGAGCUACAGAUUCCCUUCUUUACCAGCAAGAUCGAUGACGUGCUGCUGCGGAAGGACGUCGAUAUGGUGUUUAUCACCUGUCCGCCGUACCUACACUCUCAGAUAUCGGUGAAGGCACUCGGAAUCGGGAAGCAUGUGGUCUGUGAUAAACCGAUGAGUCUCUUUCAAACGGACGCCCUCAAAAUGGUCCGUGCUUGCCAGUAUUAUCCGUCGUUGAUUUCCAUCGUGAAUCACUCUUUGCGUUUCUUGCCAGCCAUUGGGCACAUGAAGAAAGCUAUCCAGGAGGGCUAUCUAGGACCGCCGGAGCAGCUGUCGUUGAUUGAUGUUAAGGUCCGAAUGAGUUCGUUGUUUCAUAACAAGUUCGAUUGGUUGUGUGACGAGACAAUGGGAGGGGGAGUUCUCAAUUUAGUCGGCAGCCACGUGAUAGAUUUGGUGAAGUAUCUAACCGAACGGAAGGCUAUAAAAGUUCAUGGGACCGUUCGGACCUAUGUUAAGCACAUGGGCCAAAUAAAUGGUAUUCGUCAGAUCACCGCUCCGGACUUUUGUACCUUCCAGAUGGAGCUGGAAAGUGGAACCUUGGUGACGGUUAAUAUAAAUUGUCACGUUUCGAACAAUACCUUCCAUCAGGAGGUGGCCGUUUAUGGAGGAGAAGGUCACCUGACUGUGAGGGGAGGUGAUUUGGUUGGUCAUCGAACGACCGGUGAAGCUGGAUCCAUCAAGGAGGAAAUGCUGUACAUAGACGUGCAGGAUUUGCAAUUUUCAACAUCGGAAACGACGCUGCCGAGGCCUUAUGUGAAAGGUCUCUGCAAGAUGGUUGGUGCUUUGAGAGACGCUUUCCAUCCGAACAAAGAGUCCGCCGGGUGGAUUAAGGAACCCGUUCAGGCGGCUGCCACCUUCGAGGAUGGCCUCUACGUUCAGGCGGUGCUGGAUGCGGUUCGGAAAUCCAGUGAGGAUCGAUGCUGGACUAAGGUAAAUGUUUGCACCGAAUCUCCCACGAAUCAGAAAUUUUUAUCCGCGGCCAGGAUGACAUCUGCGACUGCCCUUCACUGAAAGGAGCCAGAUGUAAUCGGCAGAGCAGUAUUAGCUAAACGUGAAGAUGUCGAUAUGUUUUCCUUGCAUUUGAGAAUCCUAAUAUUUUUACAGAUUAUUUUUUUGCUAUUUUUAUAACUAUCUAUAACUAUUAUUUUCACAGUUUUUGUGCUUAUUAAUAUUGUAUCUUUUUAUUCACGGCUUUUUGGAACAAGUACCAUAUUUAAACACUUGAA